Rosa rugosa (rugosa rose) is the source of this 5517-nucleotide messenger RNA. RefSeq names its product putative disease resistance protein RGA3. Gene Ontology annotation, molecular function: ADP binding. Lineage: Eukaryota; Viridiplantae; Streptophyta; Magnoliopsida; Rosales; Rosaceae. The coding region runs from base 692 to 3643 and encodes 983 amino acids. The record is from RefSeq and is a predicted model, not a curated record. Gene Ontology annotation, biological process: defense response to other organism. The transcript is spliced from 7 exons.
AUAUAUAUUUCUGUGGGUUAUUUGGUUGUGUUUAGUUUGUGGUAAAAUGCUAAAACAGAUACUGUUCACUUGUGGAGUAUUCAUAGUCAUUAGUCAGUGUCAAUCUGAUUUUCAUGUGUGUGUAGCUUUACAUAAUGAAGUGGCUUUUGAAUUUGAACUGGUAUGGUCUUCUUUGUUCUUUUUCUAAAUUUUCUGUAGCAUCGAUUGAGCUCUAAUGAAUCCGUGUUUGAUUCUACUGUGUAUAUUCCACUUGAGAAUCCCCAAAUUUUGAACCCAGUUACUGUUGGUUCCUAUUCCUCAUGUCAGUCAUGAAUAUCAGCUUAAUGGAGCCAAUCUACAAGUAAUACUCCACUCCAGUCAUAUCACCAGGUUGUAGACCCCGGUCUCAUUUGUUGCUUUUAGGCAUUUUUGCACUAUAAUGAAUCAAUCAAAAUCAGAUAAAAGGAAGAAGAGAAUCAGAUUUGCGGCAAGAAUUAUCGAGCUGAGAGAUGGUGAAAGCGGUAGUUUUGACAAUUUGAGUAACAAAAAUGAAAGGGGUAUAUUUUGUAAAUGGGAAGUGUAAAUUUGGUUAAUCAUUUUUUCUUCUUCUGUUACUUGAUGUUCUUGAAGAAAGAAACAAAACUGAUCUUAGUGAUUGAUAAAAAGCUGUCUAAAAGUAAAAAGUAGUAGCUUUAGUAACUAUCCCUUUUGGAUGCGUAAUUCUGCUGAGAGAAUCGUCCCUAUUUAUAGAGAAGCCUGUGCCAGUUUAUCAAGGGUUAUGAUUCAAUUGCGAAAAAUAACCAAAGUAGCUAGCAUUGAAAGAAAGAUGGCAGAGUUUCUUACUUUUGCUGCCCAGGGAAUACUGACAAGGGUGGCUUUACUUGCCGAACAAAAUUUCAGCCUUUUAUGGGGAUUCAAAGGAGAACUUCAAAUACUGCGUGAUUCGUUAUCCCUGAUUCAGGCUAUGUUACGAGAUGCUGAACAACGACAAGAUCGGGCUCCUGAGGUGCUGAAAAUCUGGGUGAAGAAACUUGAAGACAUAGCUCAUGAUGCGGAUGAUGUAUUGGAUAAGUACGAAUAUGAAGUUCUACGGCGUAAGGUGGUACUUCAAAAUCAGAUGUACAAAAAGGUGCAAAACUUCUAUUCACUCCAUAAUCCAUUAGCAUUUCGUGUAAACAUGGCACAUAAAAUUAAAAAAAUCAACUUAUCCUUGGUGAAUUUGAAGAAUGAGGCAGCUAGCAUUGGGUUAGUGUCCUUAGAUACUACUUCUCAUGAUAUUGAUGCAAGAGUUGACAGGGAAACCGACUCCAACUUUCAGAUAGAUGAAAACAACAUAAUUGGAAGGGGGGAGCUUCUGUCAGUUAUAGUUAAAACCUUGAUUGAUUCAAACAAUAACCUAGAAAAUACUCCUUCUGUGAUGGCAAUUGUAGGAUUAGCUGGAAUAGGGAAGACAACUUUGGCUAAAUCAGUUUAUCAUGACUGUCAGAUAGAUACACACUUUCACACAAAAAUAUGGAUAUGUGUAUCUAUCCCUUUUGAGGUGAAAGCGAUUCUAAGUGGGAUCUUGGAAUCUCUUAAACCAGAAAAGGCUGGAAUAAAAGGGAAGGAUGCAAUAUGUAAAAACCUGCAAGAAGAUUUGAAAGGGAAAAGAUAUCUUCUCAUACUAGAUGAUGUUUGGAAUGAUAAUCCUCAAAAAUGGGAUGAUUUGAUGAGUUGUUUGUUAAAAGUCAAUGAUACCCGAGGAAGUAAUAUUAUUGUCACAACCAGAAGUGACAGAGCUGCAAAAGUUGUUGAGACGCUUCCAAGAUGUGAUAUGAGAAAACUAUCGGACAAUGAAUGUUGGCUCAUAUUAAAGGAUAAAGCUGUUCCCUUUGGGAGUGCUCCCAUGUCUAAAGAGCAAGAGCUAACUGGAAGGAAGAUUGCUAAAAAAUGUGGAGGUGUACCAUUAGUUGCAAAGGUUUUGGGAAGUAUAAUGCGUUCUAAAAACAGUGAUGAAUGGUCGGCAAUUGAAGAAAGUACAUUAUGGGAGUUACCAGAAGAAGAAAAUAGGAUCUUUUCGGUUAUGAAGUUGAGUUUUGAUGAAUUGAAAUCACCAUCUUUGAAACAAUGCUUUGCAUAUUGCUCAGUGUUCAUGAAAGGUUUCAAAAUUGAAAAGAAUGAUUUGAUCCAACUUUGGAUGGCUCAGGGAUUGCUUCACCCUUCUCCCAAUCGAGAGAUGGAGGAUACAGGCAAUGCAUAUUUCAAUAUUCUAUUGGAGAACUCUUUCUUUCAAGAUGUUACCAAGGAUGAAUUCGGUGUUAUCACCCAUUGCAAGAUGCACGAUCUUGUGCAUGAUCUUGCUGAACAUGUAUCAAAAUCAAAGAGCAACUCCAAUGACAUUCGACAUGUGGGGCACAUUCAUACUUCAGUGCUGCAAAGUAUACCAAAAAGAAGUGUUCAGAAAUUGCACUCGUUUUUUCUGAAUCCUUAUUUCCAAGUUGUUCUUGAUAACAUCUUUCCCAGCUUUAGAUGUUUGCGUGUUUUGAACUUGUACAUGGUAAAUAUUCUGAAAUUGCCAAUUUCAAUUGGAGACUUGCUACACUUGAGGUACCUGGAAAUAUCUAGAACACAAAUCACAACACUCCCCAAGUCUAUUGGCAAGCUUUAUAACCUACAGACGCUGAGAAUGUACGGCCUGAAGCUUAUUAAAUUUCCAAAGGAAAUGAGAAAUUUAAUCAGCUUGAGACAUGUUAAGUUUGAUGCUCGGUUAUGUUUCAAUAAAUUUCCAGUUGGAAUUGGGCGACUCACGAAUCUCCAGUCAAUUCCAUUUUUCAUUGUGGGUCAAAAGGGAAGUCCUGGAAUUGAGGAGUUGGCCAGCUUAAAUCAAUUGAAAGGCAACUUGUCUAUUUAUCAUCUGGAACUUGUGAAAGAUGGAGAUGAAGCAAAGAAAGCAAAUUUAGUGGAAAAGACAAGGAUUCGAAAAUUAAGCUUUGAGUGGGCAAAGUACUGGCCGCCAGGAAACAAGCAUGAUGAAGAUGUCCUGGAGGGCCUUAAACCACCUCCUCAAUUGGAAUGCUUGGAGAUUAACAACUUUAUGGGUGAUAAUUUACCAUCAUGGAUUGAGACAAAUGCAUUGUUCCCUGCAUUGAAAACAUUGUCUAUUAUAGAAGCAAGUAAUCUUCUUCAAUGGAUGGAAGCUGAAGUGUUGCCAGCGUUUCCUUGCCUUGAGGAGCUGUCCUUGCUUCAUUGUCGCCAGUUGACAAUUGCUCCCAGUCACUUUCCAUCUCUACGGAGGUUGGUCAUAGAACACAUGGAUAGUUGCAAUCCAAUAGCAAGUAUUCUGAGCAAUAGGUUGACCACUCUUACUUCCCUGACAAUUAUGAAUGUGAAGGGACUUACUUCUCUGCCAGAUGGAACAUUAAGCAACAACAAGAAUCUUGCCUAUUUGGAGAUAAGAAGUUGCCAAGAUUUGACUUCUAUUGGUCCUGAUGUAUUAAUGGGUUGUUGCACAGCUCUUCGGUCACUGAACAUUUCAAAGUGUCCUAAUCUGAGGUAUUUACCGGAAGGGCUACACCCACAGUGUCUUAAGCAGUUAAUUAUAGACAAUUGCGAGAGUCUAGAGUUCAUUCCAAUUGCAGAAGGCCUUACAUCUCUCCAGGAACUGUCUAUUUUAGGCUGGUCCUAAGUUAUGUAGUCUACCUAUGGGGUUAGAAAGUUGCACCUCUCUUGAAAUGUUGGAAAUAGGGAGCUGCUCUAAAAUAACUUCCAUUCCAAUAGGUCAUGGCCUUCCACUCCUUCGCGGAUUAGAUAUUGUAGAUUGUCUUCAACUAUCAAGCCUACCGAGUUGGCUAGAGUACUGCACCUCUCUUCAGAAUUUGAGCAUAAGAAAUUGUGAUAAGCUAACCUCAAUUUCACUUCACAGUCUCCCAUCCCUCGGCAAGUUGUCUAUAAAGUAUUGUGAGAGUCUAGAGUCAGUUUCCACUGUACAGGGCUUCACAUCACUCCGUCAAUUCAUAAUUGAAGGUUGUGAGAGAUUGACUUGUUUGCUAAUCGGGCAAGAAGCUUUUCCGAAGCUGAAAUCACUCAACAUCUCUAUGUGUGGAAGCUUGAGGUAUUUAUCGGAUGGGUUACAAAGCCAUGUCUCUCUUGAAAAGUUGAUGAUAAGCUAUUGCCGUAAUCUGCAGACUAUUCCAAGUUUAAGUAAUCUCACCUCCCUUCAAAUGUUGAAUAUUUCCAAUUGUUCUGGAUUAACAAGUCUACCCGGUGGGGUAGCAUUAGAAAUAGCAUCCUCACCUACCAGCCUCACCUGUCUGAAGGAAUUGGAAAUUGGUGGAUUCAAAAAGGAUCUUGAGUCAUUCCUUGCUUUUGAAGUUACAUCACAACAGCUUGAUGUGCUAAGGUUGUGGGGGUGGCCUAAGCUCAAGUCUCUGCCUGAACAAAUUCAACACCUGACUCUUUUGAGAAAAUUGACUAUACAGUCCUUCGAACAAGUGGAGGCUUUUCCAGAAUGGUUUGGAAACCUUGCAUCUCUCGUGGUCCUACGUAUUCAGAAUUGCUCUAGUCUGAUGUAUCUACCAUCAGUUGGAUCGAUGCAACGCCUCACCAAAUUAAAACAGUUAGAAAUUUCCUCAUGUCCCAAAUUACAAGAAAGAUGCAGCAAGGCGAGUGGCCCAGAAUGGCCCAAGAUUUCCCAUAUUCCAAACAUUUAUUUUGAUGGGUACCUGUCAACGGUGGAAAAAGUUGAAGUUAUGGAUUGGUCCAGUUGUGGAAGAUGAAUUACUCUCAUUCUAUAUUGGGCUUUUAGGGCCUUUUGCUCAUCAACUGGAGGAACAAUUUAUGUGCCAUACACGCAAACAGAACCUAGCUUUGUAGAAGGAAAACCGCAAAAUGUAUUGGUUUCUGCGGAAGUGUUGAAUGGCACUCCAACAGCUUCAUUUGAAUUGUGAGGGGUGAGAUUUGCACUCUUUUUAAACACCAGAUGGGAAGUAGUAACCGAGGCAUUUUAAUUUAGUUGACAUGCACAGUCAUUGAUUCUGAACUGGAAGUGAAUGAAGCACACAGAUACUUGCGAGGACUCCUGGGGAGGCAUUCAGUUGUGGUGGUUUGAGCAAUCCUAACGGGUAUUAACCUUUUGGGUGGCAGGCGCGCACUGCAAUUGAUCAACUUGUUUGGAUAGCAUCUCCCACAUGUAGUUGGUUCCCUUUCAUCAGUGAGCAAGUUGAUAUGUCCUCCUGAACGGUGCUACGUGUAGAUGGGGGUGGAUAUAUAGGCCAUCCUUUUCCUUAACAUUUUGCAGAAAGACUGCAAGACAGGAUCUUUUGCCAUUUUUGGUAUCAGUGGUUUCAUUGACGAUACUGAAGAUUUGGCAAUCUAUUGUAAAGACUACAAACUACUAGGAACUUUGGCUUGUCAUAAUGUCUCAUGGAUGACACCUAAAUUAGAGUUUCAGUGGAUGAUACAGAAUGUGGUCGCCGUCAGAAAAGAACUGCCAAUUAAUGGCCUUAAAAUCUUAAUUUGCAGUUCCAGUGAUACCUAAGGCCAAAAUGCACCUUCACAUAC